AAAAUUGAAUUACACAGUGAAAUUUCCUUAUUUCCAUAUGUGUAGAACGCUGAUCCGUAGCACGGAGAAAUUAUUGAUUUUUCCGAGACUACAUAUAUAUCCAUCUCUUUUUAGUGGUCAAAUCAAUCAAAUCAAAUACUUUUUGAAACAUGCGUUUCACGAUAGAUGGUUUACCAGUUUAUUUUCCUUAUGACAAAAUAUAUCCUGAACAAUAUGCUUAUAUGUCGGAUCUGAAAAAAGCCCUUGACGCUGAAGGACAUUGUGUACUUGAAAUGCCAUCAGGGACUGGUAAAACAGUAUCAUUAUUGUCCUUAAUCGUAGCAUAUCAAAUGCAUUACUCUGAAAAACGAAAAUUAAUAUAUUGCUCAAGAACAGUACCAGAAAUUGAAAAAGCAUUAGCAGAACUUCAAAUCUUAAUUGAAUAUCGGAAAUCCCAGGGUGUGGAAGAAUCAUUUUUAGGAAUCGGAUUAACUUCAAGAAAAAACCUUUGCUUACACCCUACAGUUAGUCAGCAAAAAUGGGGAAAAGUGGUUGACGCUAAAUGUAGAAAUUUAACUGCUUCUUGGGUGAGAGACAAAUCUAAAUUCGAUUCAAACGUAGAACUGUGUGAUUUUUAUGAGACAUUAGAAAAGCAUGAUCCAAAUGAAUUAUUGAUGGAUGGUGUUUAUACGUUAGAAGAUUUGAGAGUUUUUGGUAAAGAGAAGUGUUUUUGUCCAUAUUAUUUAGCUAGGAGAGUGAUUCCAUUUGCAAAUGUUGUAAUAUAUAGUUAUCACUAUUUACUUGAUCCGAAAGUUGCUGAGUUAGUUUCAAAAGAGUUGUCUAAAAAUUGUAUAGUGGUUUUUGACGAAGCACAUAACAUUGAUAAUGUAUGUAUAGAAUCAUUAAGCAUUGAUCUUACAAAGCCUAAUCUGGAUGCAAGUGCAAGAAGUAUUGCUAAGCUAUCAGAGAAAAUCGAUGAAGUUAAAGCUAAAGAUUCCGAAAGAUUAAAAGAUGAAUAUACAAAGCUAGUUGAAGGAUUAAGAGCUGCUAGAGAAGCUAGAGAUGAAGAUACUUUCAUGUCAAAUCCAGUGUUGCCCGAUGAUUUGCUCACAGAAGCUAUACCUGGAAAUAUUCGAAAAGCAGAACAUUUUAUUGCUUUUCUUAGAAGGUUUAUUGAAUAUAUAAAAACAAGAAUGCGAAUACAGCAUGUCGUUGCAGAAACUCCUAGUUCAUUUCUUCAACAUUUAAGAGAAUUAACUUUUAUUGAGGCGAAACCCUUGAGGUUUUGCAGCCAAAGAUUAACUUCGUUGAUUCAUACAUUGGAAUUAUCGGACCUUGAUGAAUAUUAUGCAUUACAUAAAGUUGCAGCUUUUGCAACUCUUGUGGCCACAUAUGCUACUGGUUUUUUGCUGAUUUUGGAACCUUUUGAAAAUGAAACUGUCCCGAAUCCUAUACUUCAUUACGCAUGUCUAGAUGCUUCUAUAGCAAUAAAGCCUGUAUUUGAGAGAUUUAAAACUGUAGUAAUAACAUCGGGAACAUUAUCACCACUUGAUAUGUACCCUAAAAUGUUAUCAUUUCAACCAGUUGUACAAGAAAGUUAUUCAAUGACACUUACUAGAAAUUGUUUCUUACCCUUAGUUAUUACAAGAGGAAGUGACCAAGUUGCAAUAAGUUCAAAAUUUGAAGUUAGAAAUGAUCCAGCCGUAGUAAGAAAUUUUGGUCAAAUUUUAGUUGAAUUUUCUAAAAUCGUGCCAGAUGGAAUUGUGGCAUUUUUUCCAAGUUAUUUAUAUAUGGAAUCUAUUGUCUCUAUGUGGAAUGAUAUGGGAAUAUUGAAUGAAACAUGGAAACAUAAAUUAAUAUUUGUAGAAACACCGGAUGCAGCAGAAACAAGUCUUGCACUGGAAAAUUAUAGAACCGCAUGUGAUAAUGGACGUGGAGCAAUAUUAUUAUCUGUUGCUCGUGGUAAAGUAUCAGAAGGUAUAGAUUUUGAUCAUAACUAUGGACGUGCUGUAAUAAUGUUUGGUGUUCCUUAUCAGUAUACCGAAAAUAGAAUAUUAAAGGCAAGAUUGGAGUUUUUAAGAGAGAAUUAUCGAAUACGAGAAAAUGAUUUUUUGACUUUUGAUGCCAUGCGCCAUGCAGCUCAAUGCGUUGGUAGAGUAUUAAGAGGGAAAACAGAUUAUGGGCUUAUGAUAUUUGCUGAUAAGCGAUUUGGAAGAACAGAUAAAAGAAAUAAGUUACCAAAAUGGAUAAAUCAAUAUAUAACUGAUUCUGCAACUAAUUUAUCAACAGAUAUGUCAUUGGAUAGAGCUAAAAAAUUCUUAAGAUCAAUGGCACAACCGUUUGAUGAUCAAAGAGGUGUUAGUUUAUGGACAUUAGAAGAUAUUAUUGCUAAACAACGUAAUCCUAGUAGUCAUUUAAAUAAUAAUUUUGGUGGACGAAUGAUACAAGGUUAAAUAUGACUUAAUAAAUAAUAAUAAGGGACUUUAGUAGAUUUAUUAAUCACAUACAUAAGAAUAUUCGAAACUCUAAUUUUAACAUAAUAUUUUUUAAAAAGAUUCAAGGUAGUAAUAAUAAUAAUAUUAAUGUAAUAGUUUAAAUUCGAUAAUUGAAAUUCUUGAAGUGGGUAAUUUUUAUCAUAUUUCUCUUGUUAAAUUAACAAAUUAGAUGUUUUCUAAUA
Messenger RNA from Rhizophagus irregularis DAOM 181602=DAOM 197198, 2656 nucleotides. RefSeq names its product DNA-dependent ATPase of the nucleotide excision repair factor 4 complex. The record is from RefSeq and is a predicted model, not a curated record. NCBI's taxonomy places the organism in Eukaryota, Fungi, Glomeromycota, Glomeromycetes, Glomerales, Glomeraceae. Gene Ontology annotation, molecular function: DNA helicase activity; ATP binding; hydrolase activity, acting on acid anhydrides, in phosphorus-containing anhydrides. Gene Ontology annotation, cellular component: nucleus. Gene Ontology annotation, biological process: transcription by RNA polymerase II; positive regulation of mitotic recombination; nucleotide-excision repair.